Messenger RNA from Fusarium keratoplasticum, 573 nucleotides. RefSeq lists its product as uncharacterized. The transcript has 2 exons. Lineage: Eukaryota; Fungi; Ascomycota; Sordariomycetes; Hypocreales; Nectriaceae. The record is from RefSeq and is a predicted model, not a curated record. The coding region runs from base 1 to 573 and encodes 190 amino acids.
AUGAGGAUCACGACACUUCUAUCAACUAUCUGCGCUGCUGCGCUUGCUGCGGCUGAGCCGCGCACCGCCCAGAUCUACGUCCAGCCUGUCCACUCCUCACCAUCAGCCCCCCUACCGCUGGCCGAAGUAGCUUACGAUGUCGCCGCCCUCGCCUCUACCGAAGUCAUCUCCUACGAGGCACCCGAGCUGCCCGAGGGCGCAUCGCUCGUCCGCAUCGGCCUCUACGACACCAAGUCUUCGCAGUGGAUUAGCGGCACCACGGCCGCGUCGGCCGACAACUUUGGCAAGGGCUACGCGCCGACGGUGAUGCUCUCCGUGGACAGCGCCGGCGACGUGCGCAGCGUCGCGUUCAAGGGCGUGCGAAUCGACGCCGGGCAGACGAGGGAUUUCGGCCCCAAGGCUGUUGUGUUUGCGGACAAGAAGGGGAGCCAGCCGGAGCUGAACAAGCCGGUUGUGCUGUCGCCCAACGGCAAGAAGGUGGGCGAGGAGGAGGAGAAGUCGUUUUUGCAAAAGUACUGGUGGCUUAUUGCUGUCGUGGUUGUCAUGUCCAUGGCCGGAGGAGGCGACAAAUAG